Punica granatum (pomegranate) is the source of this 1761-nucleotide messenger RNA. Lineage: Eukaryota; Viridiplantae; Streptophyta; Magnoliopsida; Myrtales; Lythraceae. The record is from RefSeq and is a predicted model, not a curated record.
CUCCCCGCUCGCUCUUCUCUCUCCUGUCGAACUCUUCUCUCUCUCCUCUCACUCUCUCCGUCUCCUCUCUCCCAUGUUUGUCCCCUUCACAGUUGCAGCGAACAAAGAAGGAAUCUGCCCACAAAAUUCGACUUGUAAUUUUGUGGGCUUUCGGUUCGCUUCUGCUUGAUGAUGAUUUCUGAUUGUAAAUUAAGGUUUAGCUGCUAUCCUCUUCUCCUCUUUCCUUCCCUCUCUGUCUCAUCUUUCUUUUAAUCGAGUUUCUUUUUAUCUCUUCCUAGAACUCUCAAGUUAUCGAGUUCUGGGGACGUCUGGGUGGGGGCGCCACUACCCCGAGAUCCCCUCAAUCUAAAACCCUAAUUCAUUGCAAUACGCAGCCCGAAUUGGCUUUUGAGAUCCCCAAUUUCAUGUUUUCCUUCCGUUAGUUUCGAUUUUGUGAGCUUAGGCUCGGGUUUUCUGUACGAUUCUUGUUGAAUCUUUCGUGGUUGUGGAGUUCCGGUCAUUCCAGGUUUCUGAUUUUUUGUUCUCGAUUUUUCAUGUCGCAUGCAUGCCACUGGAGCUGAUUGGGUUAAAAAGUCGAGAGUCUGUUUCGAUUUUGUCCAUCCCGUUUCCUUUUGCGGAAUGAUUGCCUUAUUUGCUUUGGUGAGUGGAGAUGAUUGAUGACCAAUAUGUAAGAUCUGUAGAGAGAGAAGGGGGGAGACAUGUGUGUGUGUGUGUGUGAGAGAGAGAGAGAGAGAGAGAGAGAGAGAGAGAGAUCGAACAUGAGAACAUGAGACUGAGAGCUCGAGCUCUGGGCUAAUCUAUGGGAGUGGUAGAUCAAAGAAGACAGCUUCUUCUUCAACAGGAAUCUGACGAGCAAGUGGACUAGGCCAAAGACGAACUCAGGGGGGAGAGAGAGACGAGAGAGAUGUAGCUGAGUUUGUAGGGAUGAGAGCGCGGAGAGUCCUCGAAAUCUGCAGGAUGGGGGUGAUCAACUACGCGGAUGCGCUCAAGCUGCAGGAGAAGCUCGUGCUCGACCGGAAGGCCGGUAUUAUCCCAGACACGUUACUGUCCCUGCAGCACCCCCCGACGUACACUCUGGGGAAACGUAGAACCGAUAACAACUUGUUGAUCCCUCUAUCGGACCUCAAGAAGAUCGGAGCCCAACUCCACUACACCCAAAGAGGAGGGGAUAUUACCUUCCACGGGCCACGCCAAGCGAUCCUGUACCCUAUUAUCGCCCUUCGGGAGAUGGGGCUUGGUGCCAGGUUGUACGUCGAGAAGCUCGAGCGGACUAUGAUCGAGUUGUCUUCUCAGUACGGAGUGAGGGCUUCUCCUGGAAAAUCUGGCGAGACAGGAGUCUGGGUUGAGGACAGGAAAAUUGGCGCCAUUGGAGUCCGAAUCUCAAAUGGCAUAACCUCUCAUGGACUGGCAUACAAUAUUGAUCCUGAUCUGAGAUAUUUCAAGCAUAUUGUGCCUUGCGGCAUCGCCAAUAAGGAAGUCACGUCCUUGAAGAGGGAGGCAGAGGUUGAACUUCCGGCAGAAGAUGUUGUCCAGGAUCGGUUGGUCUCCUGCUUUGUUGAGAUAUUUGGGUAUGAUAGUACUGUUUGGAAGGGCAGCGAUUCCCUUGUGGUUACUAAAGGAGAGACCUAAAUGAGGUUGUGUUGUUUUGUCAUAGUUACCACGUAUAUCUAUUGACGAUUUCUUCGAUUCGGUGAUCGAUUCAUUGUUCCAUAACUAUGACACAAUUCUUUUCAUUGUUGAUGGAAAAAUUGAUCUGAUGAA